GUAGUACGUGAGGCACGUACGCAGUGUUGGUUGAUUCUUAAAUUCACUCAGUUUUCAAUUCGAAACUCGCUGGUUCACAAUGACCGGUCGCGGUAAGGGAGGAAAGGGAUUGGGAAAAGGUGGCGCGAAGCGGCACAGGAAGGUGCUCCGUGAUAACAUCCAGGGUAUCACCAAGCCUGCGAUUCGACGUCUGGCGCGCAGGGGUGGCGUGAAACGUAUCUCCGGUCUCAUAUACGAGGAGACCCGCGGUGUUCUCAAGGUUUUCCUCGAGAACGUCAUCCGCGACGCGGUAACCUACACGGAGCACGCCAAGAGGAAGACCGUCACCGCAAUGGACGUCGUGUACGCUCUGAAGCGCCAGGGCCGCACCCUCUACGGUUUCGGAGGUUAAGUUGGGUUCGGUCGUAUAUCCACUGAUAUAUACCUACCUACCUACCUACCUAACUUUAUGUAUUUUUCAACAACAAUAAAAAGGCCCUUUUCAGGGCCGCAUAUGUUUCGAUAAUAAAAAUAAAACGUUAUC
Pieris brassicae (large cabbage white) is the source of this 523-nucleotide messenger RNA. Its product is annotated as histone H4. Gene Ontology annotation, biological process: nucleosome assembly. Gene Ontology annotation, molecular function: DNA binding; protein heterodimerization activity; structural constituent of chromatin. Gene Ontology annotation, cellular component: nucleosome. NCBI's taxonomy places the organism in Eukaryota, Metazoa, Arthropoda, Insecta, Lepidoptera, Pieridae. The record is from RefSeq and is a predicted model, not a curated record. Bases 80 to 391 code for a protein of 103 amino acids. The transcript has a single exon.